Molecule: messenger RNA, 510 nt
Organism: Quercus robur (English oak)
Lineage: Eukaryota; Viridiplantae; Streptophyta; Magnoliopsida; Fagales; Fagaceae
Product: major strawberry allergen Fra a 1-3-like
Exons: 2
Coding region: 1-510 (169 amino acids)
Biological process (GO): defense response; abscisic acid-activated signaling pathway
Cellular component (GO): cytoplasm; nucleus
Molecular function (GO): signaling receptor activity; protein phosphatase inhibitor activity; abscisic acid binding
Source: RefSeq, a predicted model, not a curated record
AUGGAACCUAUGGAUAGGGAGUUCAAGAUAGCAAUUACACAGGCCAAGAAAAAUAAUCUUUGUUCUUCUGUACGCAGGAUGUUGAUAAAGAUGAUGUUCACCAAGAAUAACUUGAUCAAUCAAGCCAACCGUACUACAAGGAGGCUCAAGACUGCCCCUCACUUCACAAUGAACCUAUUGAACAAUUUAUCGUUUAAAUUAGUUCCACUUGAGGGAAGUCAUUUUAAAUACUUGAAGCACAAGAUCGAUGCCCUUGACACUGCGAACUUUGUGUGCAAGUACACCUUGAUUGAAGGAGAUGUGUUGGGUGACAAGCUUGAAUCCGUUGUUUAUGAAGUAGAGUACGUUGCCUCAGGUUCAGGUAGUGUAUGCAAGACGACAAGCCACUAUAAUACAAAGGGUGACAUUAACCUUAAGGAUGAGGAUAUUAAAGCUGGCAAAGACAAGGCAAUUGGAAUGUACAGGGUUGUAGAGGAAUACCUCUUGGCCAACCCUGAUGUCUACGCUUAA